AUGAUUCGUUGGUCAUUCUUGGACACUGCGCUUCUGGUGGUCAUUCUUUUCCAUUUGAUUAUGUCGCCGUUUACCAAAGUUGAGGAGAGCUUUACGAUUCAAGCCGUUCAUGAUAUUUUGAAAUAUGGAGUUUUCGAUAUUUCGAAAUAUGACCAUCAUCAAUUCCCUGGUGUCGUGCCUCGGUCAUUUAUGGGACCCCUUGUGCUAGCAAUGUUUACAAAACCUUUUUUAUUUGUUUCUCAAUUUGUGUCGAAGGGUCCCGGAAGUAUAGCCGGAGGUGCAUCCGGAUUUGAAGCACAAUUACUUACAAGGGCUGUGGAAGGUUUAAUCAAUGGGUUGAGUUUGAUUUACCUCAAGUACGCGGCACAAGGCCUGUUGGACAAGAAGAAAGACAAUGAGAAGAAAAGUGAUGCAGAUCAAGAACAGCCUAACACCAUCGGAAGUUGGUUUUCCGUUUUUUUGUUCACUCAGUUUCAUUUAAUGUACUACUCAUCGAGAACACUGCCCAAUUUUGUUGGUGCCUUUGCGCUGUCAAAUGUCGCUAUGGCUCAAAUCAUGAAGGGAAACUAUAGUACUGCAGUCUCAAUUUACGCUUUCACGUCACCAGUUUUCCGUUUGGAAUUGCUUGCAUUGUGUGCUGGAAUUGGAAUAUUCACUUUGAAGUAUCGCAAACUCACUUUUUUAAAACUUGUGACUGCAGGGAUUAAGGGCGCUGCACUAGGUAUCUCGUUGUCCGUUUUCGUUGACUCGUACUUCUGGCACCGGUGGAUCCUACCCGAAGCCGAUGCGUUUCUAUUUAACAUUGUAUCUGGCGAAUCUGUUAAAUGGGGUACCAAACCUUUUUUGGCGUAUUUCACAGGGUUUCUGCCAAUGCUGUUCCUUCCUCCAACGGUAUUGUUGUUGAACUACCUUGGCUUCAAAGUCGCUCCGGAAGAACUGAAGAUUGCCGGACUUGCAUCAUAUUUCCAUAUUUUCGUUAUGUCCUUCCAGCCACACAAGGAAUGGCGCUUCAUUGUCUAUACGGUGCCGAUUAUCACAUUACUGGGUAGUCGCAGCUCCUCGUAUCUAUUUGAAAGCGGCGAUCCUCAUAUCGUAAAAGCUUUGGCUACCAAAGCUAUAUUAUUGGCCUCUCCGUUGGCUUCUUUGGCAAUUUCCGGGGCCUUUCUUUACAUUUCGUCCUUAAAUUACCCAGGUGGACAAGCGCUCAUGCAAUUCAACAGCUACGUGCUGGAAAACGGCAUAAAAAAUGCGACGGUUUAUCUAGAUGUGCCCGCGUGCAUGACUGGUGCAACACUUUUCGGUCAAUUGAAUGACAAAUUCGGCAUAACGUAUGAUAAAACGGAAAGACUUUCAGAUUUGUACAACAGAUGGGACUCAUUCGACUUUAUCAUCAUCUCCCACCCUGACCUUUCUGUGUUACCUAUGGUAUCGGAUCCUGAACAAUGGGAACUUAUCCAAACAAGUCAGGGAUUUAGCCAUUUCAACACAACAUACCUUGCCGAUGUCUUCACCACCCAGUAUUCAAACGGGUUUUCGAUAGUUCAUCACUUGCUACAGGAGCAAAGUUUCGCGCCUUUAACGGAACUUGUCUCCCGCACAGUCGUAAACGCCGACUUAUUGUUCACCUAUAGACGCUUGAAUACUUGA
This is a messenger RNA of Lachancea mirantina, 1647 nucleotides long. The record is from the annotation of a GenBank genome assembly. Lineage: Eukaryota; Fungi; Ascomycota; Saccharomycetes; Saccharomycetales; Saccharomycetaceae.